AUGACCCGGGCCAAAUCAUGCUCCAAGGGCUACUCGCCAUGGGCGAGAUGCAAGCACUUGCGAAGGACGUUUGGUCUCAUGGCACCUGGGCCGAGCUUGUCAAGGCCCCUCUCGAGUCCGUGCAUCCCUUCAACGAGGCUGCUUUGCGGAGACCAAGGCGUCAGUCCCCGCGACCUCGUCUUCUUCGCACAGAUGGUUGUUCCAUACGGCGGCCUCCGGGACAUCAACCUAAUCGCGGUUGAGGCCGUCUUGAUCAGUCCGGCGAAUGGCAAAUUUGGCGGCGCGGCCGUUCAUGUCGCCCUCGCCAUGGGGGCGCGCGUCAUCGCCAUGGGCCGCAACGAGACAGUCCUGGGAGAACUUCGUGACCUCUCGCCGGGAAGGGUCGAGACGGUCAAGCUUAGUGGCAGUUGGGAAACAGGCCUAUCCGAGAUCUCUAAACACGGCCUUGUCGACGUCUUCCUCGACCUGACACCGCCGACUGCGUCCAAUAUCGACCACAUUCGCGCAGGGCUGCUCUCUGCCCGUGCCGGUGGGCGCAUGAACCUGAUGGGCGGCGUGCCCGAGAUUCCGAUCUCCCCCCCCGCUCCUCCAAAGACGGGAGUCUUGAAGCUAGGCGAGAAGACGGGGUUGAGGAUUCAAGGCGCUUUUAAGAUGGAGGAGUUUUCCAAAGCGUUGGAAAUGGCGGAGAAAGAGUCCAGUGCCGGUCGAUCGGUGGUGUUCACUCCUAACGAGGAGUGA
Messenger RNA from Colletotrichum graminicola M1.001, 738 nucleotides. RefSeq names its product alcohol dehydrogenase GroES domain-containing protein. The transcript is spliced from 2 exons. Bases 1 to 738 code for a protein of 245 amino acids. Lineage: Eukaryota; Fungi; Ascomycota; Sordariomycetes; Glomerellales; Glomerellaceae. The record is from RefSeq and is a predicted model, not a curated record.